This is a messenger RNA of Closterium sp. Yama58-4, 993 nucleotides long. The record is from the annotation of a GenBank genome assembly. NCBI's taxonomy places the organism in Eukaryota, Viridiplantae, Streptophyta, Zygnematophyceae, Desmidiales, Closteriaceae.
AUGGCUGCUUCCGUCGCCUCUUCCUCCGCCACCAUUUUAGCGAAUCAAGGGGCUCAGUCAUUCGCGCGCGCAGUUCCAUCGUCGAAGACCUUAUUCGGCUCCUCCCUGCGCGCCAAUCGCGUGCCUCUGCCACGUGUCACGUCGCGAGGGAUUCACGGCAAGGCUAGGCUGGCAGCAAUGACUCAGGCAAAGAUCGCAGCAGCGGCAGCUGCGGCCACGGAGCCUCUGAGUGCGGGAUCGCCGCCUCCUGCCUUGUUUGACGGCACCACGCGUCUAUACCACUACAAGGCAUGUCCCUUUGCUCAGCGGGCGGUGAUUGCUGUCAACUACAAGGGUCUUGACUUCAUUGAGCGAGUGGAGAUCAGUCUUCGCAGCAAACCUGAAUGGUACACGGAAAAGGUGUAUCCGCCAGGCAAGGUGCCUUCUAUGGAGCAUGACGGGAAGGUGGUGGGGGAGAGCUUAGACCUGCUUCUGCUGAUUGAUGAGUGGUUCGGCGACAAGGGACCGAGAAUCGUGCCUAAGGACCCUGCCCUGGCAGCAGAGGCAUCAGCGCUUGUAGCAGCGUGCGGGGACUUGAUGAUGGCUGGAUACUCUACCCUAUCCCAGCUUUAUCAGACGGGUGGCGAGACGGAGGUGGAGGCUGCAAUGGGUUCGCAUCUGGACUCCAUUGAGGCGAGCCUGGGCAAGCACCAAGCAAAUGGGCCAUUUUUUCUAGGAAGCUUCUCAUACGUGGACAUCGCGUAUCUGCCAUUCCUGGAGCGAUUCAAGAUCGCCUUUGAGCAUUUCUGCCACACUGACAUCACCAAGGGCCGGCCGAACCUGCAGCGCUGGUUCGAGGCAGCAGCAACCAUCCAGGCAUACACAGACACAUGCAUGGAGCGAGAUGUGACCAUCAGCACCUACCAACAGAUGCUGGAUAACAAGUACUUUGAGAGAGCAGGGGUGGUAAAGUCAACAUCAGCUACCACGCCAGCUGCUCCCGCUGAAACAUAG